AUGGUGGAUUUAGAGAGCGAAGUGCCCCCUCUGCCUCCCAGGUACAGGUUUCGGGAUCUGCUGCUGGGAGACCAAGGAUGGCAAAACGACGACAGGGUACAAGUUGAGUUCUAUAUGAAUGAAAAUACAUUUAAAGAGAGACUGAAGUUAUUUUUCAUUAAAAAUCAGAGGUCAAGCCUAAGAAUACGACUGUUCAAUUUUUCACUCAAAUUAUUAAGCUGCUUGUUAUACAUAAUCAGAGUGCUGCUAGAAAACCCUUCACAAGGAAAUGACUGGUCUCAUAUCUUUUGGGUGAACAGAAGUCUUCCUUUAUGGGGCUUACAGGUUUCAGUGGCAUUGAUAAGUCUUCUUGAAACAAUACUACUUGGUUAUCUCAGUUAUAAGGGAAACAUCUGGGAACAGAUUUUACGAAUACCUUUCAUUUUGGAAAUAAUUAAUGCAGUUCCCUUCAUUAUAUCGAUAUUCUGGCCUCCCUUAAGGAAUCUUUUUGUCCCAGUCUUUCUAAACUGUUGGCUUGCCAAACAUGUCUUAGAAAAUAUGAUUAAUGAUCUACACAGAGCCAUUCAGCGUACCCAGUCUGCCAUGUUUAAUCAAGUUUUGAUUUUAAUAUCUACAUUGCUAUGCCUUAUCUUCACCUGCAUUUGUGGAAUCCAGCAUCUGGAACGAAUAGGAAAGAAGCUGAAUCUCUUUGACUCCCUUUAUUUCUGCAUUGUUACAUUUUCUACUGUGGGAUUUGGGGAUGUCACACCUGAAACAUGGUCCUCCAAGCUUUUUGUUGUUGCUAUGAUCUGUGUGGCUCUUGUGGUUCUACCCAUACAGGUUGAACAACUGGCCUAUUUGUGGAUGGAGAGACAAAAGUCCGGCGGAAAUUAUAGUAGACACAGAGCACAAACUGAAAAACAUGUUGUUCUUUGCGUCAGCUCUUUGAAGAUUGAUUUGCUCAUGGAUUUUUUAAAUGAAUUCUAUGCUCAUCCAAGACUACAGGAUUAUUAUGUGGUGAUUUUGUGUCCUACCGAAAUGGAUGUGCAAGUUCGAAGGAUACUACAAAUUCCAAUGUGGUCACAAAGAGUUAUCUAUCUUCAAGGUUCAGCUCUUAAAGAUCAGGAUUUGUUGCGAGCAAAGAUGGAUGAUGCAGAGGCCUGUUUUAUUCUGAGCAGUCGCUGUGAAGUGGAUAGGACGUCAUCUGACCACCAAACAAUUUUGAGAGCAUGGGCUGUAAAAGACUUUGCACCAAACUGUCCUUUGUAUGUUCAGAUAUUAAAGCCUGAAAACAAAUUUCAUAUCAAAUUUGCUGAUCAUGUUGUUUGUGAAGAAGAGUUUAAAUACGCCAUGUUAGCUUUAAACUGUAUAUGCCCAGCAACAUCUACACUUAUUACACUACUGGUUCAUACCUCUAGAGGGCAAGAAGGUCAGCAGUCACCAGAACAGUGGCAGAAGAUGUAUGGUAGAUGCUCUGGGAACGAAGUAUACCACAUUGUUUUGGAAGAGAGUACAUUUUUUGCUGAAUAUGAAGGAAAGAGUUUUACAUAUGCCUCUUUCCAUGCACAUAAAAAGUUUGGUGUCUGCUUGAUUGGUGUUAGAAGGGAAGACAAUAAAAACAUACUGAUGAAUCCAGGUCCUCGGUAUAUUAUGAAUGCUAGUGAUAUAUGUUUUUAUAUUAAUAUUACCAAAGAAGAGAAUUCAGCAUUUAAAAAUCAAGACCAGCAGAAACAAAGCAAUUCAUCAAGCUCAUUUUAUCAUGGGCCAUCUAGAUUGCCUGUACAUAGUAUAAUUGCCAGCAUGGGUACUGUGGCUAUAGACUUGCAAGACACAAGUUGUAGAUCAGCAAGUGGCCCUACCCUGUCUCUUCCUGCAGAGGGGAACAAAGAAAUCAGAAGACCUAGCAUUGCGCCUGUUUUAGAGGUUGCAGAUGUGUCAUCAAUUCAAACAUGUGAUCUUCUAAGCGAUCAAUCAGAAGAUGAAGCUACACCAGAUGAAGACAUUUCCUCUAACUUAGAAUAUGCUAAAGGCUAUCCACCCUAUUCUCCAUAUAUAGGAAGCUCACCCACUUUUUGUCAUCUUCUUCAUGAAAAAAUGCCAUUUUGCUGCUUAAGAUUAGACAAGAGUUGCCAGCAUAACUACUAUGAGGACGCAAAAGCCUAUGGAUUCAAAAAUAAACUAAUUAUAGUUGCAGCUGAAACAGCUGGAAAUGGAUUGUAUAAUUUUAUUGUUCCUCUCAGGGCAUAUUAUAGACCAAAGAAAGAACUUAAUCCUAUAGUACUGCUAUUGGAUAACCCGCCAGAUAUGCAUUUUCUGGAUGCAAUCUGUUGGUUUCCAAUGGUUUACUACAUGGUGGGCUCUAUUGACAACCUAGAUGAUUUACUCAGGUGUGGCGUGACCUUCGCUGCCAACAUGGUGGUUGUGGACAAAGAGAGCACCAUGAGUGCAGAGGAAGACUACAUGGCCGACGCCAAGACGAUUGUGAACGUGCAGACGCUUUUCAGGUUAUUUUCCAGUCUCAGUAUUAUCACUGAGCUUACACACCCAGCCAACAUGAGGUUCAUGCAAUUCAGAGCCAAAGACUGUUACUCUCUUGCCCUAUCAAAACUGGAAAAGAAAGAACGAGAGAGAGGUUCCAAUUUGGCCUUCAUGUUUCGACUGCCUUUUGCUGCUGGGCGGGUGUUUAGCAUCAGCAUGUUGGACACGCUUCUGUAUCAGUCCUUUGUGAAGGAUUACAUGAUUUCUAUCACCAGACUUCUGUUAGGAUUGGACACUACACCAGGAUCAGGGUUUCUUUGUUCUAUGAAAAUCACUGAAGAUGACCUAUGGAUCAGAACUUAUGCCAGACUUUAUCAGAAGUUGUGUUCUUCUACUGGGGAUGUACCCAUUGGAAUCUACAGGACUGAAUCUCAGAAACUUGCUACAUCUGAGUUUCGAGAAAUAACAUCACAAUCUCAAAUAUCUAUCAGUGUAGAAGAAUGGGAAGACACCAAAGACUCCAAAGAGCAAGGUCAUCACCGAAGCAACCACCACCGCAAUUCAACGUCCAGUGACCAGUCCGACCAUCCCUUACUGCGGAGAAAGAGUAUGCAAUGGGCCAGAAGACUGAGCAGAAAAGGUCCUAAGCACUCCGGCAAAACAGCUGAGAAAAUAACCCAGCAGCGGCUGAACCUCUACAGGAGGUCUGAAAGACAAGAGCUUGCUGAACUUGUGAAAAAUAGAAUGAAACACUUGGGUCUUUCUACAGUGGGAUAUGAUGAAAUGAAUGAUCAUCAGAGUACCCUCUCCUACAUCCUGAUUAACCCAUCUCCAGACACCAGACUGGAGCUGAACGAUGUUGUGUACUUAAUACGACCAGAUCCACUGGCAUAUCUUCCAAAUAGUGAGCCCAGUCGAAAAAAUAGCAUCUGCAAUGCCAGUGGGCAAGAUUCUCGGGAGGAAACUCAGCUUUGAUAAAAUGAAGAUAAUAUUUUUAAUCCUUCAACUAUCUUGCUUUAAACAACUCUAAACCUUAGGGGGGGGAUGUUACUGGCUUGAAAAACUAGAUUGGAAAUAUAUUCAGUUCUUACAUUUUAAAAAGUCUACUCUCUAAUAAGUAUAGAUUAUUAUGAAAUUUAAUGGACAACUUAUUGGAAUGAUUUUGAAAAGCUAAAACAUGAAAGUUUGAAUCGGAUAGUUCAUAGUCCACAAUGUAUGAUGCCAAUAUUUUAAGUAUUAAGGUAUUAUGGAAGUAAACUAAAAAUCCAACUAGAUUUGAUGCAUCACAAUGGACACAGAAGAUUGUUGUUCCUCUUAAAAUUUAAAAGUCAUACUCUGUUCUUUAAAUUUCUGUUUUAUAAAAUAAAGCUCAUCAUAAAUGUCUAGUCUUCUCUACACAGAGACUGACAGACUUGUGUAGUUGACUGUUGUGUACAAUCAUAGUUUGCAUUAGACUAUAAAUCUUUUAGUCAUUUUAAAUUUUUUGUUGCCUCUUCCUGUGAUACCAUUUUAGAACUUGAGAUGUUCACAGCAUGUUUUACUAUUUUGAAGAAACCAAAAGAAACAAAAACUUAUCAAAUAGCUGAAACUUUGGUAACUCUAUGUCUGACACAUAUUGUAUUCCAAGAAAAGUAUACCAAAAAUAAAUAUUUAUUGUUCUCCUAAAAGAAUACUUACAUAGAUAAUACUUAAACCACAUUUGCUUUCUUGAAUUUAAUCCACGGAUGGAAACAUUAACUCAAUAUACGAUAAUGAUUUCCAUUGUAUUCUUAGACUUAAAUAUUUUCAUACACUUAUGCUUCACUAGAAAAUUAUUCUUAAAUUCAAAAAAUCAAAAUUCCAUACCAUUUAUAAAAUACAAAGAUAUUGCAAAAUGUCUUUAUACCUUAGUAUUAAAAUAACUGUGCACUCACUAAAUGGUAGUUUAGCACUUACUGAUUUAAUUUUGAAAUCAUUAGCUAGGUUUUGACAGUAAGUAAAAAGAAUGUAAUGAAGUUAGAUUCCUUUUGCAAUUUAAAUUCAAUAAAAAUCAUGCAGUUUGACACAUAUAAGUUGAAUUUAUGCCAUUGCUUUUGUUGGUUUUGCUUUAUCCCUGACACAAGAAGACUGAAAAGCACAAGACUAUCAUUUGCCAGGUAACUGAACUGUGUUGUUAUUCCCAUAGAGAGACUUUGGUAUAUUUUUCUUCUAAUUUGAUAUUUUUCUUUAUGCUUAAUUUGACGGUGAGUUUUAGUUCAGCAUAAAAUAGGAUAUAAGAGAGAUGUUUUAUUCUUUUCACAAAGAAGUAGGUAAAUUAGAAGGAAAACAAGAUCUUGAAAAACAUAAAAAUGUCUAACAUUCUCCCCAAUAACUCUAUGGAAAUUAAAAUGAAAAACAAAGUAGGAAAUUAAAAAUCAUAGCCACUGUGUGUAUUUUGCCUGGGGAAUAUGAAAAGCCUAAUUUUUGUCUUUUAAUAUUUUAUAUUAUCCUCACUUUAGAAUAACAAGAACACCAAGAAUUCCCCUAAAACAGAGAAUACCUAUCUGUCAUUUGUUUUAAUCAGACACAGGUAAAGUUUGUAAUAAGCUACUUAAAAUUGCAAGCAUAACUUAAAUCAUUGAUUGUUUGCAUUGUAUGUGUAUAUAUGUUUAAAAAUUACAUGGAAUAUAUUUGUCACGUGUACCUGUUCACAUGUAAAUUGUUUAAACUAAAAACAGAAUUGAAGUAAUAUAUGUAAUGGAGUAGAAUAAUAACUUUUUCACAUUUGGCAUCAGUAGUUAAAUAUGAUACUUCUUUGAUUGCCAUCACUUUGCUCCAUUACAGCUAUUUUUGGGAACAAAUGUAAGAUUUAACAAAUCUUCUGUUUCCCCAGAAGAGCUCAAGUUUAGUAUUUUUGCAUCAUGACAGUUGUUAAGACUUGGAUUUUAAGCUAGGACAUGACUAUAUUUCCUAUAAAACUGAAAAUUUUGUUUCAUAAAUUUUACAAUAAUUAUUUUUGAUUAUAAAUAGUAGCCCAAAUUUAAUAUUUGACACAAUUCAUAUUAGCUUGCUAUAAUAAAAAUAGUUUGUUAGUCUUCUGUUAUUUAAAGAAUAAACAUGCUUAUAAAAGCCUUUUAACAAACUGUUGCCUUUAUAAGAUAAUUAUACUUGCACAUAAAAAUGAAACAUAAAAUCAACAAUAGUCCCUGUUACCCUAUGGGAAUUGGUUUGGUUUAUUGUCUAUGUACCAUUUUUGCUACAGUUAUAAUAAAUUGCUUUAAAAUAAAUAAU
Messenger RNA from Condylura cristata (star-nosed mole), 5706 nucleotides. It is a transcript of the gene KCNT2, whose product is annotated as potassium channel, sodium activated subfamily T, member 2. The coding region runs from base 1 to 3432 and encodes 1143 amino acids. Lineage: Eukaryota; Metazoa; Chordata; Mammalia; Eulipotyphla; Talpidae. Gene Ontology annotation, cellular component: membrane. The transcript is spliced from 29 exons. The record is from RefSeq and is a predicted model, not a curated record. Gene Ontology annotation, molecular function: intracellular sodium-activated potassium channel activity. Gene Ontology annotation, biological process: potassium ion transport.